Penicillium odoratum is the source of this 204-nucleotide messenger RNA. RefSeq lists its product as uncharacterized. The transcript has 2 exons. Lineage: Eukaryota; Fungi; Ascomycota; Eurotiomycetes; Eurotiales; Aspergillaceae. The coding region runs from base 1 to 204 and encodes 67 amino acids. The record is from RefSeq and is a predicted model, not a curated record.
AUGUCCAAGUUCACUCACUGCAAAACUGCCUGGCGCAAGUUUAUUCAGCCUUUGAACGAAAAGCCUGAACCUGAUAAGAAUGAGUCAACGCCUUUAGUUACUCCACGACAACCGAAAGAGAAUGAGAGUCUUGGUAAGAUUCGAAUGGAUAGAGCUCCAUACAGUAAGGAUCAAGUAACUCCAUUCUCAUGGUCCUAUAACUGA